AUGGAGGGGUCCGAAGGCGACGGAGGGGAAGAGCUGCGUCUGCAGCCCCCGUCCACCCAGGAGGUGGAGAGCGGCUCCCGUGCGGGGGGCGAGGGGAUCGGCCAGGCCAGGCCACAUCCGACAGCAUCCAACGCCCCACCCGCCCUUCCCGUGGGAUGCGGAGCCGUGGGGUCGAGCCCGGAAGAGGCGGCGGGGGACCCGGCCCCCGACUGUGGCGACAACUCCUGGGAGAUCAUUCAGAGCGAGCCGGGUACCGCCGGUAUCCACAAGGAACCGGAUUCCCACGGCGGAAAAUUCUCACCGCCCCCACGGGGAGGCCGUGCUGGGACCCCAGGUAUAAAAACCCAACCCCAAACCCGCCCCAAAUUCCUCCAUUUUGGUCUUUUUCUCGCGGAGGAUGAGGCUCCUGAGGUGCCACCACGAGAUGAGCUCCAGCUCCAGCAGAUCCCAGCGCACCACUACGCAUCCAUAGAGGAGGAGAAUUACCAAACCACCAGCGACCAUCCCGAGGGAACCUGCGAGCCCAGCCAGUAUCUGUUUGGUGGCCAUUGCCCACCCCGGGACAUGAUGACCCUGGAGUUCGUUGCCGUGCUGUCAGAAAACCAGAAGCUCGACAAAAUGUCCAAGAUCUGUGUCGUCUUCUACAAAGAGCCCGGCCUCUGCGAGGAGUUCGCCAGCAUGGAGAAAAGAGACAGAGUCAUCACGGGCAGCGCCAGGAUCCCCAUCUCCCACCUGCAGCAGGGCCUCAUCUUUUAUAAAUAUGCCCUCAUGAACGCCUUCAACCAGGAGAGAAGGUGCACGUUGGAGGAGCUUUCCUUGGACAAUUCCGACAUCCCAAAACCCUUCAGGUCCAGACACGCUCAGUUUUAUCGCGUCAUCAAUAUACCCAACCAGGAGAUCAGAGCGGACAGAACAUGGACCAUCUUCGAAAAUAUCAAAUGCCAAUUCCCUGGUGGUGGCUUUGCCUGGAGACACAAGAAGGUGCCCAGGGAGAAGCUCCAGAUGGAGUACCUGGUGUGCAAUUUCCUUCCUCACGUCACCUCCUGGAACUCCCUGGAGGACGCAGAGAGGAAGCUGGACCGGUACAAGGAGAGUGUCAAGGGCUACUUAGGGGACGUGGAAAGAGGAAAACCCUUUCAGGUCAUCCAUGAAGCAGCUGUAAAAGAGGUGCGAGACAACAUCGAAGGCUUCAUCCAAGCCAUCAUCGAGAGCCUGAAGACAGGGGAACGCGAACUCCCCAGGCUCCUGCUCGCCUUCCACACCUCGUUUCGCUAUCGCAUCCCCCUCCCCGACUCGUCUGUCGCCAAGGCCGAGAAGUGCCUGCAGGUCAUGGAGUUCCUCCAGAACAACUACAAAGAGCUGAGAACAAAGAGCAAAUACUUUCAGUCCCUGAAGGACGCGUGCCUGAAGACCACCAACAGCACCUUGUGGAUCUGGUUGGUCCCGCUGCUCUGCGCGAUGAAGGAGAAGACAGAGGACCCCUUUCUCCCGCACGAGCUUCCUUUGCAAGCCUUCAUGCAGCUGAGGAAGGAGGAAGACAAGCAAAGGCAAGUCCUGAAGAUGAUAGGGGCUCACAAGGACUUGAUUACGAGAUGCGCACCCCUGGCAAAGAUGGUGGUGGAGAUGUUGGCCGUGAAGAACUGGACCAAAGACCCUUUGCCCGACAUUUGGCUUCCAGUCCAGCUCCUCUUGGAGACCUUGUGUGGGCGCAUCCUGGAUAUGAGUAAAGCCUCAGCUCCAGUACCUGAGGAGCUUCUGAACCCGGUGUUGAAAAACGUCGCCACCAGGAUGAGCUGCUGGUUCGAGGACAAGCGCCUGGUGGGGUCUUCAGAGCAGCUGCUGACACCCCCGAACGAGUCCGAGCUCUUGCAGUGCCUGAACUUGGCCUACAUGUUGCUCAAGUAUUUCUUGGUGGGACCCAUGACGUCAUCGUUCAGCUCCAUGAUGGAAAUGCUGCGGAUUCUUGGGCCGUUUGUCAGCAAAGAGGGCUUGCUCCAAGCGAACAAGGAGUUCCAGCAGUUGACAUCAAUGGAAAUGUUCCAAGAGUUUUCAAGUUUGGUCAGGCCGUGGCUUGAGAAGACCUUUCACAAGGCACCCACUGACGUGAAAACCUUCCUGAAGACCUUCGAGGACUGGCAGCAGCUGCUCACCACAGAGCUCGUCUGCGCGGGGUGGACUGAGGAGUGGCAGGGCUUGAUCCUUGAUGUCUUUGAGAAGUGGCUGAGGAAGAUUAAUGACAAAUACCUGGUGGACUUCUUCUGGGCUUUCCUGAAGAUGGAGAAGCACUGCGACCCCCGUCUGGAGAGCUGCUUCACCGAUUGCAUCAUCCAGUGGGUUAGGCACCUCGACAAAAAUGAGGAGUCCAAGAUGAAGCCCCUGAUGAACGUCUUCAAGACGAAGAAGCCGGUUGCUGGGAAGGUGCUUUCCAUCCUCGUGGAGAAGAUUUGCUCGGAGGUGAAGGGGCUGGAAAGAGUUGACACCUUUGAUGAGGUCACCAGCCCCAUUCUUGCCAACCUCCUCAACACUCCCGGGCUCUUCGAACUCAUUUACGCCAUCCAAGAAACAGACCACAAGGUUCAAGUUCACAUCAGCGAUGAGGCGAAAGACCUCCAUGCCCGGGUGUGCAAGCUCUUGAGCUUCGUGGGACAUCGCAUUCUCUUGGGAGAUGUUCCCUGCAGAAUCCUCGUCGACAUCUUAAAGCAAAAGGAGCAAUUUAAGAAGUUACUCUGCGCCUGUGAUCCCUCUUUUUCCAAGUGCAUAACGGAAGUGGUGGACGUCAGGAAGCAGGAGUUUGAGGAACUGGAAAAGCAGAAGAAGCAAAGAUGCUCUUUUCUCCGCCUGUGCCGUGGCAUAGAGGACAUGAUCAAAGUGGACAGAAGCAUCAUAGAGAAAAGCAUCGAUGACAACGAAAGCCUUAAGGAUCAGACAUCGGUGAGGAAGUUCUCCAUCGAUGGCAGGAACGAAAUGGAAGUGCACGUCCUUGCCAGUUACAGUGACAUGAUGCGAAAGCUUUACACCGUGGAGAGAAGCUACUGCUUCCGUCGGCUGUGGAAGAUGAGAGCAGAGCAAACCAAAGCCGCGAUGCUCGAAGAUCAAGUUUUCUCCGUGGAAGAUGUUCAAGAAAAAAUUUAUAAGCCAGCCAUCGCUGACUUUCAGAAAACCUACCUGUCCCUCAAAGACUUCUCCAUCACCCUUGGGACCCUGCAGAGCCAGUUUGAGCAGCUGCUGGAAUACAAGGAUCAGCUCCUGGAGGAGCUCCAAAUCAUGGAGCGCUGCGAAGGGCCAGGGGGUGGAAAAGCUUCCUGGAUCGCGGGUGCAGUGGAGAGGAUUGACAACUACCUGACCCUCUCGAAAGUGGUGAACACGGCCAAGCUGAUUGACGCUCUGAGGCGGCAGCUUUGUCUGGAGGGGGACUUCCAGAUUCUCAGCGACCUGACGAAAUACAAAGAGCAGGAAUUCAGGAACAAGCGACUCGAUUUCAUGACCCAAGACUUAAUGAAGGUGAAAAACAUUUUGAGUGACAUUCCCCAAGGAGUCCUGGACUUUUUGAGGGAACUUCUGGAAUGCGCAAGGAAAGGCUUUACCUCCUGGAUCAAGACCAUCAUAAAAGACAAGACAGAAAUCCCCGUAUUCGUGGAGCUGGCAUCGAUUUCUGCAGGUGAAAAUGACAUGGAUAUCGACAGGGUCAGCUUUUUCCGCGACGCCAUGACUGCUUCUGCCCCCAUUGUAUUGGACCUGGGGCCCACUGCUGGGUUUGAGCAGUUCUCAGAAGCUCUGGCCUUCAUCAGAGAAGCCAUCGAGAAAGACAGGAAGCUUCCCAAGAAGCUGAAAGAUUCCUGUCACAACAAAGAGUGGAUACAGAUGGUCCACGACUCUCACGGCUCGGUGGAGCGCUCGUCCAUCUCUCAAGCCAGAAGCAUCAACAGACAUGGGCUAUUCACCAUCUCGGCGCCUCCGAAAUUCAAGGCUACGCUCGAGGACUGCGUCUCGUUGCGACUGCUGAAUGACAAUGAGGAGAGCACGCCUCCAGCAGACCCGAAGGGCAAGAAAUACAGUUUGUCUCAGCUGACAGAGCUCCAGAACAAGCUUAUGUUGAUCGCCACCAAGGUUGAGCAGGGCAGGGAGGAGGCAAACCGCUUCUUGGAGAUAUUGGAAAAAGUUGUGACAGUUGGAAAGUUGUGCCUGGAACUUCUCAACGUUGGCAACAUCCUCUUCAUCAACUGGAAGGCUGACAUCUACUGCAACCCCCAGCAACGCGUGAAAAUCUACACGGAAUUUGGGAUCGCGGGGGUCCUCGUUCAGAGCACAAGACCCCUCCUGGAGGAGCUGGACAGCCUCGCUAAAGCAAUGGACCAUUGCCUGGCUGAGUGGAAGAAGUACCUGAAGACUCAAAGGGACACCUACUAUCAUCUCAACCUGUUCACCGCCCACCAGCUCUUCUACUUAUGCAGCCAGCUGGCCAGAGUCCAGAAGGACAUCGUAGAACCGCAGGUGCUCAUCAUGCUUUCCGCCAUCAAGCAUGACGUCGACAAGGAAGAUAUCAAAAAAGCCCUGGGGGAUGCGCUGCUGACUCCUCUGGACUCCGUGAAUACGUCGGCAGCGGGCAGUGAGUCAGUUACCUGGCAAGAUUACAUCAUUCAUUUUCCCCAGCUCAUCAAGAGCUUGGCCGAGUCAGGCUACGACGAGUCAGUGGCAAAGGCGGCCUUGCAGAGCUGCCUGGCCAACCCACCCAUCACAGAGCAGAUGCUCAUGGAUUUUGCCUUCGAGCAGGGCGACGACAAGGAGCUGGUUGAAGAGCUCAGCAAACUGUACGACGAGACGAGAGAAACCUUCCUGCAGGCCAGACGGAAAUUUAAAACCAGGAACAGAGACGUGGAUCAGGUUUCCUUCAGCACGCUGGCGUGCGAUGAACUGGUGGCCUCCUUUGAGAGUUUGCCAUCUAUUUAUGACAAGGUGAAUCUGCUCUGGGACGCUUACUGUAAGAAAUUCGCUGGCCUGGUGUCCGAUAAAUACAUAGGCCUGGAUGUUUUUGGGGAGGUGCUGAAGCGCUUGGCCGCUCGAGAAAGCAGGCGCGUUGAGAGGGGUCUACCUGUAGGCUUCGAAGAGGGGAAGCCCCUCCUUGUCCUGUGCAAGGAAGAGGAGAUGUUACCCAACAUGUUGUUCGUCUACCGACACACCGAGAUGGCACCUCUCCCGUCAUAUGACGAGGUCCUGGUGUGCACGCCCAACACAGAGGAGGAGGAGGUGGAGCUGCUUGUCAGGAGAGCUCUUUCCCCCGGUUCCCAAGACCAGAAGAUCUACUGUUUGCUGGGCGCUGACAAAUUAGUUUAUAAAGUCUCCAAACAACUCGAGUCCCACUUCUUCCGCCUGGUGCAAUCUUCCGGCAGCCCCAACUACAGAUUCAUCAUCUUCUGCAAUGCCAAAGCUCACAACGCCUACGUUACCACAGCCUUUGAUGCCUACAAAGUGACUUUCCCCUGCUACUCCAAGACAGAAAUCCAGACCUACCUGAAGAUGCACCUCAAAGUGCCGAGUGGGACAGCCCCCGUUGCUCAAGCCUUUGAAGAGCCCUAUCAGCAGAACGUGAAGUUUGUCUAUUCGGAGCGAGCGGGAAUGGGGAAGUCUCUCUUUGUGGACAACACCAUCGGCAAGGUCCAUGCCCAGCUGGGUGGCACGCUACCGCUUCACAAAACCAUCAGGCUGAUGGAGUCAGAGAUCGAUUUCCAGUUCUUCGUGGAGGAGCUCUUCUCCAUCAAAGAAUCCUCAACUGAACCUCAGCCCAGCAUCUUCCACAUCGAUGUCUCUCCAGUGGUAUCGAAGGGUCUCUACCGGCUGCUGAUUGACCUGUGCAUCUUGCGCCACGUCCAGGGUCCUGACGGCUUGGUCUGGAAGUGCAAACCCUCUCAUCUUUACAUGAUUGAGUACCUGGCAAAAGGGAGGGGGCUCAGCAGCACAAGGAAGGAAGAGAUGUCCGUUGAAAUGGAAGAAACCUUUCUGGAUCUUUUUCCUACCGUGGAGUGCAUCUCGCCGCUGCGGGUGCUCAGCUUGCUGGGACAUCCCAGCUCCAUCCCUCCCGCAGAGCUGAGGGAGGAAUGGUUCGACCGGGACAAGCUGAAGAGCGAAGUUUUCCAAAGGUCCUACCAAUACCUCAGCAGAUACAGGCAGAAUGAAAACCUUGACCAUUUCACUUUUGUCCCUGGAAGGAUCGAAGGGACAGAGAAGGAAUGCCUGGACUGCUUGAUGGAAUUCUGCGGGAGAAGCAACCCCUCCUGGACCGAGCUCAGCAACUUCACGCACUUCUUGAACUUCCAGCUACAAAAAUGCGAGAAAUCGGUCUUCUGUGGGCCAGUGGUCAGCGAGCAGUUCCGCGGCUUCAAAACAUUCGUUGUCAAGUUCAUGAUCUCCAUGUCCAAGGACUUUGCCAUGCCUUCCCUCCACAUGGCCGACGAAAGCGUGCCGAGCGAGGAGCAGAAGGAGAUGGACAGUGUUUUGAGACAGUACCAGCUGAGGCGCAAGUGGGAGCAGGA
Messenger RNA from Egretta garzetta (little egret), 6527 nucleotides. RefSeq names its product E3 ubiquitin-protein ligase rnf213-alpha-like. The annotation marks the transcript as partial. Gene Ontology annotation, molecular function: ubiquitin-protein transferase activity; ATP hydrolysis activity. NCBI's taxonomy places the organism in Eukaryota, Metazoa, Chordata, Aves, Pelecaniformes, Ardeidae. The transcript is spliced from 26 exons. The record is from RefSeq and is a predicted model, not a curated record.